AGUCGUAACUGAGGGCGGUCUUAACACUUCCAAAAGCAGCGUUCAUGGCCUCGCCGGUCUCACCUUCAGAUGAAAAGGGUUGGGCGCAGAGAGUAUCGGAUACAGUUUUUGCUUUGUACAACUCUCUUCCCAAGAAAGGCAAACCUCAAGGGCGCGAAGUCACUGUCUUGGCUGCUUUCCUUCUUUCUUCUCCUUCCAAUGAUUUGGAGGUUGUUUCUCUGGGAACAGGAACGAAGUGUAUUGGACGCUCACUUUUGCGCCCUUAUGGUGAUGUUGUCAAUGAUUCUCAUGCUGAAAUUAUAUCACGAAGAGCUUUGUUAAGGUUCUUCUAUACACAGAUUCAACAUCUUACUGAAACUGGUAAUAAGCAUAUACCUGGCAAUGGAUGCAAACGGUUCAAAGUUGAGGAUGAUAUCAUACCAUUUGAGUUGGCCCCAGUGUAUCCUGAUACGGCAAGCUAUGCCUUGAAAGAGGGUUGGAAAUUACAUAUGUACAUAUCGCAGCUACCAUGCGGGGAUGCUUCACUCAGAUCUCUGGUCUUACCUUCAGAUGGUGUUUCUCUAGGAGAAAGUAAUUCAUCAUCGUGUCUGGAUAAUGGUCCAAAACAAAUAGGAAAAGUUCAGAGGAAGCCAGGCCGAGGUGAUACAACUCUGUCAGUUAGUUGCUCUGACAAGAUAGCCCGAUGGAAUUUGGUUGGUGUUCAAGGGGCUUUGCUUUCCUACUUUCUCCAACCAGUUUAUAUAUCCUCUAUUACUGUUGGAUUGCCCCCUAACAGUUCUGAAAAUCUUCAUAUUGAGGAUAACUUGAGAGGCGCAUUGUAUGAUCGCAUCCUACCCUUCUCAAAUGAGUUAAAAAGUCCAUUUCGGGUGAACCAGCCAUUAUUUCUGGCUGCUUCAGCACCACCCAAGGACAUUCAACAUUGUGAGAGUGCUGCUAACACUCUAACAUGCGGCUAUUCUAUUUGUUGGAAUAAAUGUGGCUUGCAUGAAGUCAUCCUGGGAACCACAGGAAGAAAACAGGGCACCUCUGCUAAAGGGGCACUUUACCCAUCCACGGAAUCAUCAUUAUGCAAAAAGAGGCUGUCGGAGUUUUUCUUGUCACUGAGACCUGAGCGUUUGAAUUCUCUGGCUGAUGGAGUUACUUAUCAAGAACUUAAGGAUGGGGCAGAAGAAUACCGAUUAUCUUGUAAAGUUCUUAAAGGGAAACCUCCUUUUAGCGAGUGGCUCUUGAAACCAUUGGAUUGCCAGGCAUUUCCUAUCUUGAAAUAGCUGAGAUCCUGAGAUUAUUGACUAUGUAAAGCCUAUAUCGGUUGUAUUUGUGAGUGAUUGAUUGUUAGACGUUAUAUACGUUUGUUCACAUUUAGUUGACAUGUUUGGUAGCGGCUAGAAAUUUACCGGGCAAUCCUCGGGAACUGAAUUUCCCGUGGACAUGAGAGCAAAAAUCUUCGCCGAGAAAGGGGCUUAGGCUCAGGCCAAUUGUCCUUGAAAA
Molecule: messenger RNA, 1488 nt
Organism: Neltuma alba
Lineage: Eukaryota; Viridiplantae; Streptophyta; Magnoliopsida; Fabales; Fabaceae
Product: tRNA-specific adenosine deaminase TAD1-like
Exons: 10
Coding region: 45-1268 (407 amino acids)
Biological process (GO): RNA processing; adenosine to inosine editing
Cellular component (GO): nucleolus; cytoplasm
Molecular function (GO): double-stranded RNA binding; adenosine deaminase activity; double-stranded RNA adenosine deaminase activity
Source: RefSeq, a predicted model, not a curated record